Messenger RNA from Apis dorsata (giant honeybee), 2555 nucleotides. RefSeq names its product ras-related protein Rab-37 (gene Rab26). The transcript has 8 exons. Bases 183 to 1088 code for a protein of 301 amino acids. The record is from RefSeq and is a predicted model, not a curated record. Lineage: Eukaryota; Metazoa; Arthropoda; Insecta; Hymenoptera; Apidae. Gene Ontology annotation, cellular component: Golgi apparatus; endosome. Gene Ontology annotation, molecular function: GTPase activity; GTP binding.
AGGGAGGGAGGCAGUGGAGGUUGCCACGNCGACGACGCCGGGCUUUCCAGGGAUUUUCGUGGGUGGAGCGUGGUGAUCGAUAGCGGGCCGGUGAGAGGGCUCUCGGCCGACUAAGGGGGUCGUCGCCAAGAGAUCCGAUGUGACGUCGCUGAAUAGGGUGGUGGGCCGUGUAAAGGGGCAGAAUGAGGGGUGGAAGUGGUGACGUCCCUGCCAUGGUCACCGUCCCCGCCUCCGCGUCUCUCAAUGUGAUGACGGGCGACGACAGCAUGAGCGACGACGUGUUCGAAAUGGAAGAAGACACCUCCACGGCGCUUUCCACCGGUCUUACACCUCUGAUGGGUCAACCCACCACGACCCCCUCGCCGACCGGAUAUCGGGACUACAAACCCCCCGCAGAAGUGUUGGACAAGAACUACGGCUACUCGUCCAGAGACUACAACGACAUAAGGAGUAGUUUCAAGAGGGCCAAAGAAGAUGACUCCGCCUUGACGCACAAGACAAUCCUCCUGGGCGACAGUGGCGUGGGCAAGACGUCCCUGCUGGUCCAGUUCGACACUGGAAAAUUUCAACCGGGAAAUUUCGCGGCCACGGUCGGUAUCGGGUUCACGAACAAAGUGGUCGUCGUUGACGAUACGUCUAUCAAGCUUCAAAUAUGGGACACGGCCGGUCAAGAGAGAUUUCGAAGCGUGACGCAUGCCUAUUACAGAGAUGCUCAUGCUCUUUUAUUGCUAUACGACGUGACGAACAAGACGAGUUACGAUAACAUCAGAGCCUGGCUGAGUGAAAUUCGGGAACACGCGAACGAGGAUGUGGUCAUCAUGCUAUUGGGUAACAAGUCGGACUGCGGAACUGAACGAGUGGUGAAGAGGGAAGACGGUGAACGGUUAGCGCAAGAGUACAAAGUUCCCUUUAUGGAAACCUCAGCUAAAACCGGCCUGAACGUUGAAUUGGCCUUCUUGGCCGUUGCUAGAGAAUUGAAGGCGAGGAAAAGCAACGACCCAGACGAUACGAAAUUCAACGUGCAGGACUACGUUCGUCAACAAUCGCAACGAAAUUCAUGCUUCAAUUCUAAUUGCCUGACUACCUGAACUGCGCAAUAACCCUGCGCGUACAUUUCCCUGCGAUAGAUGGAGACGAAUGGUGGAACAUGAACCGGAAUUGGUCAUAAAAAUGGCGCGAAACUAUUUUGAUCGUUCAAAUAUUCGUUUCCGUGAUUUAGAGCGGAAAUCAUUGAAACGUUACAGAUUUUCAUUUUAUUCACGAAGAAAGAUGCAUUUUUCUGUGAACUUGUACAAUUUAUUUAUUACAAUUUUUUUAUUUAAUUUUUUUAUUAUUUAAACAAACCAAUUUUCGAUAAGAGUUCGUAAAAUUAUUGUAUACAAGAGAAAUUAUUUGAAUUGAUAGAAUCGAAGGCAUGAAUUUUAAAAUCUCGAAUAAAAAAUCUCAAAAAGAAUGAAAAUACGUUUUUGUUCCACCAAAAAAAUACAUUUGUUAAGGGAUAAAGAAACAAUAUAGACAAAUAGGAUGUCAAUAUUUUUGAAAGAAACCGAUAGGAAACUCUUGUUGAUGAUACGUGUAUAGAAAUCUAUUUAUCGAUGGUUAAUCCUGUACUGUACAUUAAUGUGAAUAGUUAACGCGAAACAAAAAUCUGCAAUAUAUGAUAUAGAUUUAGGAAAUCUCUUCAUGGUUCUAAUUUGCACACUGAAUAUGAUCGUUACGAUGUUAGAAAAAAGCGAAAAAAAAAGAAGAAAAAGAUUAAAAAAAAUUUUAUCUAAUUUGGUAUCGAGAAAUUAAUGAGAUGUCAUGUGAAAGCUCAUCAUGUACCAAGUAGAUAUACGGUUUUAGACUAACCGUUAUGUAGAAGAGCUUUCCCAAAAUAUACCAUAGCUGCCAUAUAUACAACAUGGUUUACUAAAAACGCUCAAUAUUUUGUUGAAAAGCUUAUUCGCGUAGUUUUUAAAUGUGAAUGAUUGAAAUUUAGUUAAAAAUAUAUGUAUAUGUAUAAAAACAUAUUUAUAAAUCUUUUAAUAUUUAUUUAGACUGAUAAUUGUUUAAAAAAUUUCGUGUAUUUGUAUUUUAUUUUUAAUUUUUAUCUUCUCUCAUUUUGUUUUAUAAUGUGUGCGUGUAAUCGUGUAGUUUUCAUAACGUUCUUGUAACAUUAGUCACGUGACUAACGUCUGAUUUUUAAGAUUUUCUAUCUAAUGGUGAAUAUAUACGAUACGAUACGAUAUUUUCGAUUAACUCAAUUUACAUUUCAAGUUUUUGGAUCUUAUACCUACUAUAUUAUACCUAUUACUUUUACAAUCGCACAAUGAUCAUUUGCAAUCGAUAUUUCGAAAUUGAUAUAGAAUGUUGAACGUUUGAUUUUAUUCAUUUGCGAUUACUGAACAAUUCAUUACGAACACAAGGAAAAAUGGAACGAAAUAUAAUCAUGUAACGUUACCUGCAAUAUAUGUGCAAUGUAUCUUAUCAACAUGUACAAAUGACAAACAGUUACAUGUCAAAUGUAUAUUGAGAAGUAUAUAUAUAUAUAAAAUAAACGACCACUCGACCAA